AUGAGUGAUGAAAUGAUCCCAACUUCCCCAUCUCAAUGGGAUUAUUAUCAAAUCCCCUACUCCCAUCACCACCAAACAUCAUUUCAACCCGAUUUUUCUGUUUAUCCUCAAACCGUCCCAGAUACCAAUCAGACACUACUCCGAGACGAUCAAACCGCUACUAGCGGUCUAAUCAUCCCGAACCCUCCUGAAAACCCUAGUGUCAGCGAGUCGAUGAGCCCCAAAAGCGGUGUAGCAAAGCGGGCGGCGAGGCGGCGGUCGAGGGCUUCCAAGAAAGCCCCCACCACUCUCCUCAAUGCAAGCCUCACAAACUUCCGAUCACUAGUGCAACAAUACACCGGCUGCCAUUCAUCAUCUUCACCACACUCUUCAAUAUUGAGGAAUCAACGAGGUCCGAUCACUCUGAGCUUUGGACCGCCGCCGGGUACCGAUUUUCCGACGUCCGGCGAGCAAGCUUGGCAUCAUGGACAAGAGCAACAACAACUUCAAGGACAACAUCUUAUGUACAACAACCAUAAUAGCUUUGUAGACGCUACCUCUUUUACUUAUUCAGGUGUUGAUAAUGAUAAUAAUAAUAAUGGUAGUAGUAGAAGUAGUAAUCCUAGUACUAGUGUCCUCAACGUGGAUGAUUAUGAUGAAUGGUAA
Messenger RNA from Ipomoea triloba (trilobed morning glory), 645 nucleotides. Its product is annotated as VQ motif-containing protein 22. The record is from RefSeq and is a predicted model, not a curated record. The transcript has a single exon. The coding region runs from base 1 to 645 and encodes 214 amino acids. Lineage: Eukaryota; Viridiplantae; Streptophyta; Magnoliopsida; Solanales; Convolvulaceae.